Drosophila rhopaloa is the source of this 6500-nucleotide messenger RNA. Its product is annotated as CUGBP Elav-like family member 2. The transcript is spliced from 7 exons. Bases 3589 to 5565 code for a protein of 658 amino acids. Lineage: Eukaryota; Metazoa; Arthropoda; Insecta; Diptera; Drosophilidae. Gene Ontology annotation, cellular component: nucleus; cytoplasm; ribonucleoprotein complex. Gene Ontology annotation, molecular function: mRNA 3'-UTR binding. Gene Ontology annotation, biological process: mRNA splice site recognition; regulation of alternative mRNA splicing, via spliceosome. The record is from RefSeq and is a predicted model, not a curated record.
UCACUUGACCAGCAAUUAAAAAACCUUCUCCUGGGGCACUUAAUAAUUUGAACAUUUUUUUAAACUGUAAUAAAACGCAGGUUGUCUAAGCUCAGAACUAUAUAGUCUUUUUAUUGGAGCUUAAGAGCAGUGAUUAAAACCCAAAACAAGUUAACACACAGCAAUUUUCUUUAGAAAGUGUAAGAGCCGAUUGGAAAAUGUCUGUAAGCUGACACAGAUCUGUAAACUAACUCAUUCUUUUUUUCUCUUUGGUCAAAUUAGAGAUUGUUGUCCAUUAUUCAAAAUUUGGUCAACAUUAAGUUAAUAGCUUUGCUAAAUCUACCGAAAAUAUCGGGCAAGCAUACCUCGGACAUAUUUCAAUUUCGAUUUCGUUGGGGUGCCCGAAAUAAAUGCCAUUAAAACAUUAAUUUCCUAUGCCAGAACGGCACAAGCGGCCACAACUCAGUCGAUUGGAUUUGUCAUUCGGUUUGGUAUUUGCCAAAAAGUAAACACGGCCAAAAUGACAACAGAAAAGCGAUGAAAUCGAAAACGAAAACAAUAUGCAAAGCACUUCCCAAACGAAUAAUUAAGUGCAAAAGGGGCAAAAACAAAGCCAGCUAAAUAAAUUAUAAUCCCGGCUGCAGUUUGAGUCAUUCUCCGCCGGCUUCUCCCAGAUUCUCUUCAUAGUUUCUCGGCCUCUCACUGGCGAACCGGCUGUGGUCGCAACCAGUUUCCAAUUCAUUUCCAUUAUUAUUAUUUUUGCGCAAAGAAAUUAGCUUGUUUAUAUAACUGAAGUCAGCUGAUUGCUGUUUUUGUUUGCAGUUUGUUUUGCUUCGGCCAUCUCGCAUUUCCAUCUUUGUAUCUUCAAAAAGCGGCUAUAGAUUCUAGGCAGCGAUUGCGUGCCGUUUGCGAUCGAGUAUGCGAAGAAUGCCAGGCACUGAAAUUGGAGAAAUUUCGUUGGUUGCGUGUGGAAAGUGCGUUGCAUUCUGUGUUGCAAUUGCAGUUGCAGUUGCAAUCGCAUUCGCAGCUGCAGUUUGUCAUGUGUGGCACAAGACAUUUCUUACGCUUGACGAGCGGUAAUUGAAAUAUGUGAAUAAUUGCUAGAUUUGUGAGCCAAAAUGGCAAACGGCAUCAAGAAAGAUACAUGGGAAAGCCGGGGAGAUGACAAAUGGCCGGGGAAACUCUCCACAUGGAGUUGGUUUAUAGAUGUCGGGGAUACCACGGCAAUGAAGCUUAAAGAUUGAUACAGCGCGAGUUUAUUUCAGGGAAUCGUUUCUCUCAAAAGCUCCAUAGUACUUACUUUUCAUGCCGACAAAACUUGUUAGCUACUUUAAAUCAUCUUGUUUUUAUCAUUGCACGCCGGAUACUUAUUAAGCAAUUAAGUUAUUUCUACAAUAUCAAAAUAUUUUUGAAACUUUGAACACUAGUUCAGAUACUUUUAUAUCAGUUUUCAAGUUCUGAAUAAGGCUAGUUUGGAAAUAGUAUAUUUAAGUGCCUCCAAUAAAGAAUUAUAGUCAUAUUCAAAUAUAAAAUGCCUGAAUAAGUAAACCAGUACUUCGGAAAUCUUGACUCCAACUCUUGUUGAAUUUACUUCUCUGUUGUCUGCAUUUGUGUCAUAAUUGAUAAGUUUCCGUUGAAACAUUUACCAUAUUUCUUAAGCAAUCCAUAAUGCACAAUGCUCUUUGCAGAAUGAAUUGCAAUACCUUGGCAAUUGUCAUUGUUUGAGUUAGAAUUAUGCAUAUUUUCAUGGACCUUUGUUGCACUAGCACAAUGGACCGACUAGUUCUUGUCGGACCUCCAAUUAGGUGUAGACAAUGAUGGGAAAAAGUGCUGUCGAGAACGACAUUGUGCAGUGUUCAAAGUGCUUGGAGACAACAAUUAAUUGAAGAAAUCACGCACGCCCAAGGGGCUGAAGGGGUUAUAAAUUCUAUGGAAAUGGGGCUGAGGAGGGGACUGCGAGAACAAAGCCGAGGCGCAAAGUGAAUGACAACCAAUUCCAUGAUGACUUCUGAUGGACAAAUACGGCUAACGGGCUCUAUGACCCAAAAGAAUGGUGAAGCGAGGGGGCGAGGGGGCGAGGCGACAUGUUUUGCAUACUAACAGUUACAAAUUGUAUUAUGUAUGCCCUGCAGUUGUUGCCGCUUUUAUGGGAUUCUUUCACUCCAAUUGUGGACGUCAGGGCCGAUCCUUCUCGUUUUUACCCUCCCUUCAAUCAGGGAAUUUUAAUUAUUAUUUUCAAUUAUCGAAAAUGGCCUGUGCGUCUGUUCGUUUCAAGUGUUUUCGCAUUGUAUCUGCAGCAGUGGCUGUAUCUGUAUCCGUAUCUCUGUCUGUAAUUAGGAGGCGUAUUGUUCUAUAAUGCCACUGCCCCUACGCCCCUUAUUCCAACACAUGAUUGCGGCAUAUGGUUUGGUUUUGUUUUCCCUUUGAUUUUAAUUAAAUUUUCAAUUUCAUUCAGCGAUAAGAAGGGAAAAACAGUCUACAAUUUCCAAAAGCUGCAUUUGCCCGAAAAAUUACUCUUCAAGAGUCAGCUGACAAAAUUGUUUCUAAUUUUCUGCUGAAUUGUGAUCUCGCUUCUAAAGCUUUUAGCUCUGAGCUGUUAACUGAUAAAUUAAACAACUGCCUUGAAUGAUCCAGACUGUAGCUGGCUGCUGAAAUGCGAAACGAAAGUAAACAUAAACACAAGGUCUGUGGCAUCUCUCAGGUAGACGUUCCAUCCCAGGAAUACGAGUAUUUAUGGAAAUAACGUACAUAAGGAAUAUGACUCGAUCAUGUAGCAGAUGCAAUGGCAGGCUUAGCCAAGAAAUGGGAGACUGAGAAGCUCGGUUUUUUUCAAAUAAUAUUUCUUGGGGAUGAUCGUUAUAAGGUUAAAAGAGUAAGAUUGAAUUCAACCUUAACCAGUUAAAGGAAUCAUAUUCUUUAAUUAUGUUCUAUAAACCUCUAUAAUAUAAGUAAUUUAUAUUUCUCGUAAUAAGAAAACCUAUUGGCCAUCAAUAUUCGAUUGAAUUCCCUCAGCGUGCACUUUAAAAACCAUUCAAUCUUCAUAAUUUUCCCAUUUUCCCGGCACAGUAUUCCCCAGCACGCGGUUCUUAUUGCCAUUUUGACACAAACCCGAAAGGCAGCGGCAAUAAUGAUAUUUUUUUUUGUAUUCGAACUGUUCGCUUCUGUUGCUGGUGCCUUUGCUUUGACGUCGCCAUGCGGCUCAUCGUGAACUGAGUACACAAUGGCUAAAGUACAUACCAUAUACAACUACAACUACAAAAAUCAAGUAAAAUAAACCGCAGAACGAAGCGCAAAAACGGCAGCGAAAAAAUAAGCGUCGCCAGCAGUUUGUCACUCAAUCGCCCAGACAUCAGUCGCGUUUUCGGAUCGACUGCGAAAAAACACAGCGCCGAAAAAUAGCAGAAACAAAUCGCUGAAAUUCUCAACGAGUAUCUAACAGAUACUCUCAAAUCGGAGACGUGUCGCCGUAAUCGGAGAGAAUUCAAUAAAAGCGUUUCCCCAGGAGGCCCAUAAAAAAGCAAAGCAAAGUUUUAGCUAGACAAAAUUAUUUGAACCCUUCGACCUUUUUUUCGUGUGUGUGCUGGCGCCAUCUAGCGCGCAAUAAAUAACAUGAAAAACCCAAAUAUCAUGGAAUGCAGCAGUUCCUUAAACAACAACAGCAAUAUCAACGGAAACGGAAGUGGAAAUGGAAAUGGCGGCGUUAGCGAGCAGCGCCCCCUAUCGGCCAAAACCCAUGCAGCAUCUCCACCGCCCGUCAGCAACAACAACAACAACAACUUGAUCGUCCGCUACAACAAAAUGAGCCCGGGCAGCUCCUCCGCGGACUCGUCGCCGCCACAUCAUCAGCAGCACUCGCCCCCACCGAUGCACCACCCAAACCACCCGAACCACCCUCUCCACCCGUCAGCCAUGUCCACAAACAUGGCCACAAAUGGCCAUCAGUUGUAUCCGGCGAUAACGGCAACGUAUUGGCUGCCGCCACCGAAUCCGGCGCCAUAUUUAGUUCCAGAACGUAAACUUUUCGUCGGCAUGCUGAACAAAAAAUACACGGAGGCCGAUGUGAGGCAGCUCUUCACAGGCCACGGAACCAUCGAGGAGUGCACGGUGCUCCGGGAUCAGGCCGGCCAGAGCAAGGGCUGCGCCUUCGUCACAUUCGCCACCAAGCAGAACGCCAUCGGAGCCAUCAAGUCCCUUCACCAAAGCCAGACCAUGGAGGGCUGUUCGGCUCCGCUGGUCGUGAAGUUCGCGGACACGCAAAAGGAAAAAGACCAAAAGAAGAUGCAGCAGAUACACGCCUUCUGUGGCAUCAAUACCCCGAGCGGUGCGUCCGCAGGUUCGGCCACGCCCACCAUUAAUGCGGCCACAGCGCUGAUAGCUGCCCCGCCCUCGGCGGGACGCUCCAAUCCGUCGAUGGCGGCCGCGCUGGCGGCAGUGCCGCAGGUCCAGCAGGCUGGAGCUGCAUCGGCGGCCCAAACGACCCUCGUUCCGAUGAACUCCUCUACCGCCCUCAGCGCGUCCUUGACGCCCAAUCUCCUGGCCAGCAACGCCCACCAGGGGGCGGCAGCAGCGGCGGCGGCGGCCGCCUAUUUGGGGGCGGACCCCACGACGGCGGCCCAUCUGCAGCUCUACCAGCAACUUCACGGAUACGGACUGAGUCCGGCACACUAUCUGCCAGGACUAAAUUUCCACCACCCACCGGAAAACAGUGCCCACCACAGCCAGCACGGUCCCACCGCCGCAUCAGCAGCAUCUCUAUCGGCUGCAGCAGUCGCCGCUGCCGCAGCAGCAUCUCUCCCACUUGGCAACGGCGGCCCACCACCACCCACACCACCCACAAGCGGUGGCGGCGGCGGCGGCGGCAGCGGCGGGAUCCCUGCCGCCGGGCAUGCUGCUGGCGCUGGACUGCUCGCCGCUCCAUCCCUGUCUAUGCAGAAUCUGGUAACCCUGCUAGCCACGCCCUCCGCCCACCACCAGCUGACCCUCGCAAACGCCACCGCCCACCACAGCAGCAGCAGCAACAACAACAGCCAGAGCACCAUUCACCACCAACGACUGGCCUACGCCGCACCACCUCCCACGGCGACCGCCUACAGCAUGGGUCAGCUGAUGGGUCACACGGCCACGCCCACCCAGCAGGGGGGCGGCGGCCAAACGCUGACCUUGAAUGCGCUGUGGCCUCCAAAUGCUACAGACCCCUAUGCAUCCUCACUGAGCGGACUGACAAACGGAGCCGCCUACGGAGCCGCAUCCCAACCUCUGACUGCCAGCGCCCUUCAAGCGGCAGCUGCGGGCGUGGCUGGCAAACAGAUAGAGGGUCCCGAUGGCAGCAAUCUGUUUAUUUACCACCUACCUCAGGAGUUCAUUGACACGGAUCUCGCGUCGACGUUUCUGCCCUUUGGCAAUGUCCUGUCGGCCAAGGUGUUCAUCGAUAAGCAGACCAACCUGUCGAAGUGUUUCGGCUUUGUGUCCUACGACAAUCCACAUUCGGCCAACGCGGCCAUCCAGGCGAUGCAUGGCUUUCAAAUCGGCACCAAGCGGCUGAAGGUCCAACUGAAACGUUCCAGGGAUGCGGCCAAGCCGUACUAGGCAGCUGAAACGGCUGAGAUGGCUUAAAUGGGCGGGGCCAAGGCACCCAGCACACCAGUAAUUCACAAACAAUGGAUGAAACUAGUUUAUAAAAUUGUGCCUUUUAAGCAACGUUCUGAAACCAAAGGACCAAUUACAAAAAUCUAUUUAAUAAGUGAACACAAAACUAAAGAUAAAUAGAAAGCUUACAAAUAAUGUUCUCGAGUGCACAAAAACGAACCGCAAAAAUCAACCCUACCAAAGAAGUAGCUUAAAAGUUGCAUCCUUCUUGUAAUCACAUUUGCUGAAAACCAUCAAACAUUUUCAUAAAAUCUAUCUAACUAUUCAACGUGGUCGGCAAACAAAUCCUACAAAUAAAAUAAAACCAAAAUAAAAUACAGAAAUUUUAAGCUGCGAUGUGGCGCCAAAGUAUUUUCAAAGCCAAAUAGUUAAGCAAAUAGAAAGAGAAACAAAAAUCAACACAGAAGAGGAAAUUUAAAUUUUUGCACUAAUAAAACGAUACAGUUUAGAAAAUUAAUGUAAAGGCUAAAGUUAAGGACAUAAAAAUACCUAUAAAUAAAAUGAAGUGGUGAGCAAACCAACAGAAAACAUUCGAAAUUCCGUUCGUAGUGAGAAACAUUUAAAGGGAUAGCUAAAAAAAAUAAAACUAAUAAUAUACAUUAAAAAUGAUGUCGAGAACCAUGUGAAAAACUGAAAACGAUUAACUAUAGGUCUAGCUAAAAUUAAAUGAAGCUGAUAACUAAAUAAGCGUCGGAAAAUGUAUCACUUCUGGUUUAGUUUCCUCAUCCUUACUUCAAAUCUAUGUUCUAUUCAUUAAUAGUUUUAAACUAUAAACUUAACGCAAAAAUAAAUUUUGUCAAAUUUGUACUUAAAUUGCACUUGAUGUUAGAGGGCAAAAUUUAAAUAAAUAAAAGUCAGACAAACUAAAAUGUAAA